UUUUUAUUACUGCGAACCAUCACCCCAACCCAGUUGCCUCUUCCGAUCUUCCCCUGAGACGGGUCAACCACAGCCACGCCAACCAUGGACACCGGCGGCGCGCGGCCAUCAACACCGUCGGCUGCCGCUGGGGCGUCCGUCGCGGACGAGCCCCGGGAUGCGCGGGUGGUGCGGGAGCUCCUGCGGUCGAUGGGGCUCGGCGAGGGCGAGUACGAGCCGCGCGUAGUGCACCAGUUCCUGGACCUGGCCUACCGCUACGUCGCCGACGUGCUCGGGGACGCCCAGGUCUACGCCGACCACGCAGGCAAGGCCCAGAUCGACGCCGACGACGUCCGCAUCGCCAUCCAGGCCAAGGUCAAUUUCUCCUUCUCCCAGCCGCCGCCCCGCGAGGUUCUUCUUGAGUUGGCACGCAGCCGAAACAGAAUCCCUCUUCCCAAGUCGAUUGCUCCUCCUGGCUCAAUUCCCCUGCCGCCUGAGCAGGACACACUGUUGGCCUCAAACUAUCAACUCCUACUGCCGUUGAAGCCGCCACCUCAAGUUGAGGAAACAGAAGACAACAAUGAAGAAGCCAACCCUAGCCUGACCCCAAACUCCGCAAAUCCUAAUCCAAACUACUCACAGGAUCAAAGGGAUAACGAGCAGCAGCACACUCCUCAGCAUGGUCAGAGGGUUUCUUUCCAACUCAACGCUGUGUCUGCUGCAGCAGCAAAACGUCCUCGGAUGACCAUGGAGCAACUGAACAUGGGCUAACCAUUCGUCCUUGGUUGGAUAGUAUUGUUUAUUUCCUCAUCCUACAAGUCUAAUGAACCAGGUUUUGAACAAGAAUAACUUACUGUUGUAGUGGUUUGUUCUUAUUGACUGGCGCCCUCAUAUUUAACCACGAGAUGUGCAGUACAGGAGUAGCAUAAGUUUCUGCCUGCAAGAACGUUGAUUUGGGAAAGAAACUGUACUAGUAGUAUAUGUUUUACUUGUUCAGUAGGUUAAUUUCUGCUACAACCGUAUCUGAGUCUAUAUCUCGCCAUCAGUAACCUCCCCCUCCUUAACUAUCAAUGUUUGCACUUUGAACCACGCCCUUUUUGUUCUCGAACAAUACUAAAUAGACUGUUCUCAA
Molecule: messenger RNA, 1111 nt
Organism: Phragmites australis (common reed)
Lineage: Eukaryota; Viridiplantae; Streptophyta; Magnoliopsida; Poales; Poaceae
Product: transcription initiation factor TFIID subunit 9-like
Exons: 2
Coding region: 85-750 (221 amino acids)
Biological process (GO): RNA polymerase II preinitiation complex assembly; DNA-templated transcription initiation
Cellular component (GO): transcription factor TFIID complex; SAGA complex
Molecular function (GO): protein heterodimerization activity; transcription coactivator activity; RNA polymerase II general transcription initiation factor activity
Source: RefSeq, a predicted model, not a curated record